AUGACUGCUACCUUUAGAGAGGUGGUUGAUUGUAUCUAUAAAUUGAGCAAAAAUAUUUUGACAACAAAACAAAAUGGAAGGAACCUUAUUCCCACAGAAAAGCUGGAGAAGUUAUCCAACUUAUCAGCUGUCUUGAGCUUGUUGUCCUUGCUGCUAUCAACUGUAGCCCUGCUGUCCCCUUACUGGUGUGAGGGUAAGCAGAAGGUUCCCAAGCCGCUGUGCUCUCCACUGAAGAAGAGCGGUUGCAUCCCCGUGCCGGGCCUCUCCGACUCCAGCGGAGGCCAGUUCUCCUGGGAGACCGGUGAUGACCGUUUUGUCUUCCCCAGCUUUCAUUCAGGCCUGUGGACCAGCUGUGAGGAGAAUAUCAACCUGGAUGAGUGGGAGGAGAAGUGUCGCAGUUUUAUGGAUCUUACACCUCAGUCUGAAAAAAUCAUGCUCUGGCUCUCUGUGACCAUGGAGAUGAUGUACAUGGGGCUGCUGAGCACCAGCUGCGUGCUCUUGUCGCUGCAGCUGUGUGUGCACGCCUGGCUGCCCUCGGCCACCCGCUGGGGACUGCUCCUCAACGCCUUCUCCGCCAUCUUCACCGUGCUGGCAGGGCUGCUGGGCAUGGUGGGUCAUAUGAUGUUCAUGCAAGUAUUCCAGGUCACCGCCUCGAUGGGCCCAGAGGACUUCAAACCUCACAGCUAUGGCUACUCCUGGGCCUUUUACGUGGCCUGGGCUGCCUUCUCUGUCUGCAUGUCAUCUGGAGUGUCCACCCUCAACAACUACACCAAAAACUUCCUGAUGCGCAACUUUGAAAGGAAAUCGUGGUCCUUCCCAGAGGAAAUAGUCCAAGGCUCUUCCCAGCUUCCCACUGCCUCUUUCUAUUGUCCCCCGCCUCCUCCCAUUCCACCGCCAUCUCCGCCGCCCCCACCGCUCUCACCCCUGUCUCCAUACUACAGCCCCUCAUGCAACUCUACCUCCUCAAACUUUGACCACCUGCCUCCACCUCCGCCUCCUCCUCUCUCCCCUUACUACUCCCCAACCGUACGCUCUCCAUCUCUCUCCCUGUCCCAUUCCAACCUCAGCCAUAUACCACAGUACUCAGAUGAUGGUGACUCACUGUAAGAAUGUUGUCAGUAACCAUAGAAACCAUUGUGAAUUGCAGCGUGCCCUGAGAUUGUCAUUAAUUGUUAUCAAGUGCACAAAUAAUGUUCCUAAAUUAAACUUAAGGUCUGUA
Messenger RNA from Scleropages formosus (Asian bonytongue), 1219 nucleotides. It is a transcript of the gene gsg1, whose product is annotated as germ cell associated 1. Gene Ontology annotation, cellular component: plasma membrane. Bases 1 to 1107 code for a protein of 368 amino acids. NCBI's taxonomy places the organism in Eukaryota, Metazoa, Chordata, Actinopteri, Osteoglossiformes, Osteoglossidae. The transcript has 7 exons. The record is from RefSeq and is a predicted model, not a curated record.